Messenger RNA from Pogonomyrmex barbatus (red harvester ant), 1457 nucleotides. RefSeq names its product Tumor necrosis factor alpha-induced protein 8-like protein sigmar (gene sigmar). Gene Ontology annotation, cellular component: cytoplasm. The record is from RefSeq and is a predicted model, not a curated record. Gene Ontology annotation, biological process: regulation of apoptotic process. NCBI's taxonomy places the organism in Eukaryota, Metazoa, Arthropoda, Insecta, Hymenoptera, Formicidae.
CGUGGGGCACAGCCGUGAUGGAAUUGCAGAGCUGGUUGCUCUAUCACUUAGUGGCCGUCACCGACUGCAAUCAAGGUAGCGAAGAUACGACGUUUAUCGUGUCUCGCAUACUACCAUGAAAUCCGCAAUAUUUGUGUUAUGCAUUUAACGUAAACGAUCCGUCGCCAUUUAACCCUUGGUUAUUUUAGUUACGUUUACCUGAGUUUGCCCAUUGGACCAUUAUUCAUACGCACAGUUCGCCGCUUCUUUAUUUAAUUUGCCAUCCCGCUAUCACGAUCCAGAGGAAACGGUGGUCUACCGAUGUUUGAUGUGAUGCAGUCGGCAAACACAAUCGGAGGUGGAGGGGGCGGAGGUGGAAGUGGCGGGUCGUAUCCCGCUGGUGGCGGGACCGGGAGUCGCACCCGCGAUUUAGGGCUGCGUGCCCAGAAGAAGCUUCUCGGCCGCAUCGUGUCCACCGGCGCGGGUCGUUCGCUUUUCAUCGACGACGCGACGACAUCGUUACUGGAUAAUCUGUACAAAUUGAUGGAGAGCGUCGCCAAGAGCAACCCCCACUUGGAUAAGAAGGAACCCGAGAAGGUCCUCAAGAACAUCGUCAAAUUGUCUAUUAAGAUCGGGCUCGUGCAGCGCAGUCACCAAUUUCGUUCGAGCGAUGCCGAGAAGCUGGAGGAGAUCCGGGAAGCUCUGGGGACGGUGGCGAUGACUGUCGUAUCGUUCUACGAGGUGGAUUACAGUUAUGACCAGGAGUACUUGAUGGGUUCAAUGGAACGUUGCCGAUCGUUAUUGCAAGAACUGAUAAAGCCGCACCUCACGGACAAGUCGUUGCAGCGUUGCGACCAGGUGUUUGACUUCUUAGCAUAUCCAAAAUUCUUGGACUCGGUGUUCCGAUACGAUUCUGAACACAGACCCAUCCUCGGCAUGUUGGUCAGUGACCUCAAUAAGGCGUUGGACGCCAGGCGGCUUUGAUUCUACAAGAAUGAUAUUCGCAUGAAAUAUUCGUUAAUAAGAACGAAUCGACGGCCGAUAACGCGAUCCGAUCGCCAGAAAUAUAACUAUCUCCUUUGGCAACGGCGAUUUCACGAUCGUAAUAAACGAUGACGAGUCGCUCGACGAAAGUAGCAGAUCCGUUGAACACGAGCGCUUUGUUGCACUUUAUCCCACGGCGAAUAGACAACGCGCUGCAUACUUUCAGUGUGACGACAGUAUAGUUUCUCGUAGCGAUAGAUUAAAAAAAAGAUGUCUCUUACUCGCGAUUAGCCCUACCUAGUAGUCGGGUCGGGAUACCCAAUGUGGACCACUCGCUCACUGAUUUAUGCAAUAAUUGUCUGAUACUUCGCUUAUUUUAAGAUCCUCACUUGCGUUGCGUUAUUGGUGUAUUAUAUACAUAUAUUUAUGUGCAGGAUACUGAUUGUAAAUCCAUACCAAAAAGAAGUAUAAUGAGCUUACCAUAUAUGGAAGAG